Molecule: messenger RNA, 738 nt
Organism: Xenopus laevis (African clawed frog)
Lineage: Eukaryota; Metazoa; Chordata; Amphibia; Anura; Pipidae
Gene: sod1.L
Product: superoxide dismutase 1 L homeolog
Exons: 5
Coding region: 149-604 (151 amino acids)
Biological process (GO): superoxide metabolic process
Cellular component (GO): nucleus; cytoplasm
Molecular function (GO): metal ion binding; copper ion binding; superoxide dismutase activity
Source: RefSeq, marked validated
CAGCUGUGAGGGCGGUGUCCUAAAAGCGCUGCUUUAAUUGGCUGGAGGAAUCACAUGGGGACAGUUGUGUCACGCAUUAUCUCGCAAACUGUGCGGCUGCUGCUCUAGAACUCUCCAGUGUCUGUCUGUCAGUAGUUGUGCUGCAACCAUGGUGAAGGCAGUGUGUGUGCUGGCGGGAAGCGGCGAUGUGAAGGGAGUGGUGCACUUCGAGCAACAGGAUGAAGGAGCAGUGAGUGUGGAAGGGAAGAUCGAGGGACUGACUGACGGACUGCACGGCUUCCAUAUUCAUGUGUUUGGGGACAACACUAAUGGCUGCAUGAGCGCUGGAUCUCAUUUCAACCCCGAGAACAAGAAUCACGGAGCCCCGGGAGAUACAGACAGGCACGUGGGAGACCUGGGCAAUGUGACGGCUGAAGGUGGAGUCGCUCAGUUCAAAAUCACAGAUUCUCUGAUCUCCCUGAAAGGCCCAAACUCCAUCAUUGGCCGCACUGCUGUGGUCCAUGAGAAGGCAGACGACUUGGGCAAAGGUGGAAAUGAUGAGAGUCUGAAAACGGGCAAUGCUGGGGGUCGUCUGGCUUGUGGUGUGAUCGGUUAUAGUCCGUGAUCGACUCCCCCGAAGCAUUUAGUCUCCUCGUUGUGUCUCAUCGGCACUCGUUCUCCUUCUCUCCGCACUCAGUUACCGCUCUCCAUUCUUCUUGUGUUUAUCUGAUUGAAUAAAGGACACACCUUUGUCAUCAA